AUGGCGCGCGGUCAAUCGACAAAAAGACGGAGAUUGAGUCCUCCUGCUGAUGGGGGCGACUCUGAACUGUUCACCAACGACGGCGAGUGGGACGUUGAGCAGGAUUACGAGCGACGCCCGCGCAAAACGAACAAAAAAGAAACCGAGCGCACACGUUUGCCCAUCAAAACCUCUGAGGGAUUUGUCCAGGCCAAAGAUGAAGUAGAAGAGCAAGCGGAGGAUAGCGACAGUUUUUUGGGUACCGACGAUGACGAGAUGGAGGAUGGAUCAGGCGAGGAGGAGUCCGAGGAGGAGGAAGAGAAAAAACCCAAGAUUCCCGUGAAGGUGCAGAUCAUGCAAGCGAAGGAAGAUCUCGCCCGGAUGGCUUCCCAAAUCAACGAGGACCCUGAAGAGAAUAUUGCUUUGUUCAAAACCAUGGCCGAGAUGGCAAACAACCCGGACUCACCUCUCACGGUGAAGAAGCUGGCACUGGCCGCCCAGGCCGCGAUCUACAAAGAUGUCAUUCCAGGAUACCGUAUUCGUCCUCUCAGUGAAGAAGAUAAGACUGCGAAGGUGUCGAAGGAUGUGCGCAAGCUCCGAGAUUUCGAGCAGAGCCUUGUGUCUGGAUACAAGAACUACGUCAACACAUUGGCUCUGCUGGCCAAGCCUGGCCGGGGUCACACCAGCGAGAAGGACGCCAGUCUGAAAACCAUGGCCAUUAACUGUGCUUGCACUCUACUCCAGGCUGUGCCCCAUUUCAACUUCCGGACCGAAUUGAUCAAGAUUAUCAUUAACCGACUCGCACGGAGACUGGUAGACCCCGAUAUGGCUAAAUGCCGUGAGACUGUGGAGGAUGUUUUCGCCAAGGAUAUUGACGGCAUUGUCUCUCUGGAGACUGUUCGUCUGCUCUCAAAGAUGAUGAAAGCUCGGGACUUCCGCAUCCACGAAAGUGUUCUGGAUACCUUCCUCCACCUACGUCUACUGGGUGAGUUUACGUUCAAGGCAUCAACGGAACGUGUCGACCGUGAAGAACAGGAGGAACCGACUCGGGGAAAGAAGCCAAAGCAAAAACGCGAAUUUCGUACGAAGAAAGAGCGCAAGGUCAUGAAAGAGCGCAAGGUGGUUGAGAAAGAUAUGAAACAAGCAGAUGCACUCGUCUCGCAUGAGGAGCGUGAUAAGAAUCAAGCCGAGACUUUGAAACUCGUGUUUGGUAACUACUUCCGCAUCUUGAAGCAACGGAUUCCCCACUUGAUGGGUCCCGUUCUUGAGGGUCUGGCCAAGUACGCUCGUCUCAUCAACCAGGACUUCUUCGGAGAUCUGUUGGAAGCCCUGAAGGAUCUUAUUGGACAUGCUGAACGUGAGGAUCAAGGGGAGGAUGAAGAGGAGGACGAGGAAGAGGAUGAAAACAAAGAGGGUGCUAUCUCUGAAGCCGCUAGCCGUGACUCGCGCCGCGAGGCCCUCUUGUGCACAGUCACUGCCUUUGCUCUUCUUGAUGGCCAGGACACCGCCAAGGCUGCAACAACUCUCCACUUGGACCUCAGCUACUUCAUCAAGCACCUCUACCGCUCCCUUUACGCCCUAUCCACCAACCCUGAAGUCGAAUACAAUCCCAAUACCUCCCUGCGUCUCCCAGACCCGAACUCUCCCGAGGAGUCCUCCAGAAUCCGCUCGAAGAACAAGGUUAAUUUCCAGACUCCCAUGGUUUUGCUUCUUCGCUGCCUCCAGUCGACCCUUCUUUCUCGGGCACACGGCAACCCCCCACCGGUCCGACUGGCCAGCUUCUCCAAGCGUCUCAUGACUUCCUCACUUCAACUCCCUGAGAAGUCUGCUCUCGCCACACUCUCGCUUAUGCAACAGGUCUCUAGACACCACGGGCGUCGCAUCUCGCCCCUGUGGCACACUGAUGAGCGUAAGGGUGAUGGUGUGUUCAACGCAUACUCCACUGAUAUUGAGGGCACAAAUGUCUUUGCCGGAUCAGUAUAUGAGGGCGAGUUGUUGCGCCAGCACUACUGUCCUCAGGUCCGCGAUGCAGCCAUUGAUAUUGAAAAGAUGCUGCUUUCUGCCAAAUAG
Penicillium pulvis is the source of this 2049-nucleotide messenger RNA. RefSeq names its product nuclear export protein Noc3. Gene Ontology annotation, biological process: DNA replication initiation. The transcript has a single exon. Lineage: Eukaryota; Fungi; Ascomycota; Eurotiomycetes; Eurotiales; Aspergillaceae. Gene Ontology annotation, cellular component: nucleolus. The record is from RefSeq and is a predicted model, not a curated record. Gene Ontology annotation, molecular function: chromatin binding. Bases 1 to 2049 code for a protein of 682 amino acids.